Molecule: messenger RNA, 2722 nt
Organism: Pocillopora verrucosa
Lineage: Eukaryota; Metazoa; Cnidaria; Anthozoa; Scleractinia; Pocilloporidae
Source: RefSeq, a predicted model, not a curated record
UUUGGGCUGGCCAAACUGCUUAAGGAAGCGUUCUUUCUUUCGAUUCCCUUACAAGCUGGAGAAAACAAAGACACGUUAACAUGAAGAAGUAACUGUUUUGGUUCGAUCUGCCGAGCAAUCGAACCAGAAUUUGUUACUGCACGUUCCGAAGCGGCCAUCUGCUUGGGAAGGUUGCCUCUGUCACUUAAAUCGCAAGCUGUUAGUAAUCAAGGAGCUUUGGUGGAAAGCUGAAUCAUCGAGUCCAGCUUAAAACUAACGCAGAGGCUGGAGGAUGACUGCACCUACUGAAUUACAAACCGGUCCGAUGAUGGAGAAUAAGUUUGGGAAAACAGGCCACAUAGCUAACAUUACCAGCAAGCUUAAACAUCUUUAUAGUCAAGCUACGGGAUUUUCGCUCUCAAGAAAAGCCAAGGCUGAGACAAACGGUGUGAAAAAGAGACCACGGACAGAAACCAAAACCAAAGCUAUGCAGAGAAAUCAGAAACUUCAACCACAUUUGGCUAGCGCUGCAUCAGAUACAGUCCAGCGAUUAACCCACAUAAGGGUUCCUUCGCAGUUCUCGGACAAUGCUGUUCGGGUACUCGACGAAGCCAUUUUGUGCCACGAAGGUGACAACAUUGUUGGUGCCCGGAGAAAUUUAACAAAUCUUUUCCGAGUAUUGGUAAUAAACAAGGCGGAAUGUUUUGACUUUCCGUCAAAGUAUGGCUUGGAGGUCCUACAUCGAGGAAGACAAAACUUUCUUGAGAAGGGCGUGAGUUGCUCGAUAAAACACGGGACUUUACUUUUAGACUCAAGUACGAGAGGAGCGCAGUUUUACUCUGGAUUACUAAACGUCAUGGGAGCAUUUGCAUUGCUGAUUUCCGAAUUUGAAAUUGCCAGAGGAACUUUUGACCGGCUGAUCGAUCUGCAUCACCAGUCAAAUACAACUAGUCGUUCACAUGACCUUUCUGCUGCCUACAACAACAAGGGGUGUGUUCACCUCAUCAUGGGCGAUUUGCUCGAUGCACAAAAAGCGUUUGAAACUUCUCAAAGGGGCCUUCGUAACUCGAACGGGUCGUCAAAUGUUACAGAAGUUUUCGCCGUAAAGAGCAACAUGAGCCGGCUAAAUCUGGUUUUCAGAAAGUAUCGUCAAGCCCUUGAGCAACAGGAGAUAUUAGUUGAGAGUUGCAAAGCUACAGAAAUGAAGGAUAUACCAUAUCCAUUUGAGGCAGUAUUCACGGUAAUGAAUAAUCAAGCAGUAUUGCAUACUAUUCUGGGCAAUUUUAACCAAGCAGAACAAGCGUUGUGGUGGUUGAUAUCUUAUUGCAAAGAAAUGAAUAGAGAGGAUUCUGUGUAUCUUGUCACCUUCAUUCGCUUGCAUCUGUCUGAAGUACUGCUCCUUCACGGAAAAUUCAAAGAGGCUGAUGAAGUAUUCAGUAUUGAGAACUUGAAUUCACUCGAUGACAUUGUGAACAGGUUUGGAAACCUUUACAUGAAUGUAAGAAUCGAGGCACUUGAGAAGUUACUAGAGCUCUACAUCCGUAGAGGAAAAGUCAAAGCUGCCCUUGGGCUCUUGCAAACGACUGUGAAAAUCCUGAAAACUGUUUUUGGACCCGACCAUUUUAAUAUUGCUUCCUUGUUGUACAAACAAGGUACGAUUUUGAGUCUCGCGGGGGAUUUUUCCAGCGCCACGGAAAAGUUCAAAAGUUCUGUUGAAAUCUUGGGAAAAAUAUUUGGCUUUAAGAAUUUUCUCCUCCUUAAGUGCUACAUGUCUCUUGGUGAUAUGACAUCGAGAAUGAAUCAAGAAGAAGAGUCCUACCUUUACUUUCAAAGAGCCACUGAGAACAUAGAGGCCAUCUACCAAGUGUCAUUUGUGAAUGAGUUGUCAGUGAAGUACACAGAAAUCACCCAAGGUUUCAAAACCUUUCAAAGACAGAGUGUGUUUGAUGAUAGAAUUGAAGGUCUUGUCGCAGAGUACGGGCAAGGAAUGGCCUUUUUGUUAAACCACUUCAGCAAUGGUCAAUUAAGAAAAUUCAGAGCUGAUCGAAAACCUGUCACUGUGAAGAAAAUGGGUGAUCAGUAUUCCGAGUCGAUGUCGAUGGUCUCUUUCAAAUACUCAUCCGAUUUCAUUAAGACUGGGCUAAAGCUUUUCCGUCUUGGAAUGAUAAAGGAAGCUGCCUUUUUUUUCCAAUACGCAGAGUUGCAUUGCGGCGUACGUGUAUUCAAAGGUUACUUGGGUGUUGCCCGCCUACACAGCAUAUUCCUGAAGGAAAAAUUUAGAUGUCAAGGGACACUAAAGCAUGACCAUCGUUUUAGAAACUUUUUGGAAGACCUAAGCAGCGUCAUAGAAGCAAGCGGUGCUCAGAGUAUCGUCGAAAGAAUUGAUGGAGUUGCGACAACGAUAGAGUUUGACUAUCAGCGAAACCUGAGGCCUGUGUUGAUUUUACUUCUUUUGUUCUCUAUAGAACUGAAAAUGUUUGAAACGACUUUUGUAGCGUACGAUUUAUAUUCAAAACUUUUUCAAAACGAGGGCAGUUUUCCAUACUUUCUUCUUGAUGGAAUUCAAGUGUAUGCCUCAAAAUCCAUAAUCACCUGUAAUGGAGAGACUGCUGUUCAAGACAUCCUUAUUUCCUCUCAAAUUGGCCCGAAAGAGAGUGACGCGGAAAACGCUUCUAUUGACACGCCGUUAUUUCAAAGUUUGGCUUACAAGGAGAAUACAACCGAAAAUGCUUUCUUGGUUGCU